AUGACCUCUUCACCCAAGAUCCUCAAUGUGGGUGUUGUUGGCAUCGGACGUAUGGGGCAGAAGCAUGCCCUCAAUAUUCUGAACCUAGUCCCGCGAGCCAGACUUCUAUGCGCCUGCUCUCCUGCUCAAGCUGAUCUCGACUGGGCCGAACAGCAUCUUCAGCCGCAUGGUGUCAAGACUUAUCCCACUUUCGAAGAGAUGAUGGAGACGCCAGGGCUUGAGGCUGUCAUCAUCUCCUCUAUUACCGAGCUACAUUUCUCACAGACACUGGCUGCGUUCGAUAAGGGGAUUCAUGUUCUAUGCGAGAAACCUAUCUGCAAGUCUAUCUCAGAGCUUGAGACCCUCUGCGAGCAUGUGGAAGCAAAGCCAGAGACUAAAGCCAUGGUCGCGUUCGCCCGCCGUUUUGACGACAGCUACCAGGAUGCGCACGACAAAGUCAAAUCAGGUGCCAUUGGCAAGCCGUUCGUUUUCAGAUCUCAUGGCUGUGAGAAGCUUGACCAGAGUCCGUUCUUUCAUCAGUACCUCAGGGACUCUGGUGGCAUCUACUUUGACUGCGCCAUUCACGAAAUUGACCUGUCACUAAUGUUCUUGGGCGAGGGUUCCGUCCCCAAAUCUGUCUCUGCCAUUGGAACAACCUCCUUCUUCCCAGAUCUUGAAAAGACUGGCGAUGCGGACAACGCGAUCGGGGUGUGCGAGUUCUGGGACGGAAAGAUGGCUCACUUCUACCACUCGAGAAGCUCAUCGCACGGUUAUGACAGCGUCACUGAGAUAUUCGGUACGACAGGCAAAUUGACAGUCAAUGCUAUGCCGCGAAAGAAUCGAGUAGAGAUUUGCGACACUGAUGGCUAUGUCAAGAUUGAACCGACGAGCUCUUGGUACGAUAGAUUCAUCUCGGCAUUCGUUGUGGAAGCGAAUGCGUUCGUUGAUGCUAUUUUGGACGACAAGCCACUGCCAAUCCCACUCAGAUCGGCUCUUACGUCACUGAGGAUCGCCUCAGGCCUACAGGAAAGCUUGAGGACUGGUCAGAAGCUCUUCUUUGACCGACAAGGUCAGUUGACGGGCCCGAAUGCAAGUGCCCAGCUGUAG
This is a messenger RNA of Colletotrichum paranaense, 1086 nucleotides long. Its product is annotated as oxidoreductase. Gene Ontology annotation, cellular component: cytoplasm. Lineage: Eukaryota; Fungi; Ascomycota; Sordariomycetes; Glomerellales; Glomerellaceae. Gene Ontology annotation, molecular function: nucleotide binding; oxidoreductase activity. The transcript is spliced from 2 exons. The record is from RefSeq and is a predicted model, not a curated record. The coding region runs from base 1 to 1086 and encodes 361 amino acids. Gene Ontology annotation, biological process: NADPH regeneration.